CCCCGUGAGCCCGGAGCCAGAGCGGGGCUCCGCGCCCGGCGCCGGCGGGAGGCGCCUCCAGGACUAGAAUAUGGAUUUAGGAUUCAAAGACCAUAACAACAGGACACCUACCAAGAACACCUCUGCUGCUACAAGGAGUUUUUCUGCCUGGGAGGAUUAUAAGAGUAGUGUUGAUGACAUACAGUACUUUCUCAUUGGGCUGUACACAUUUAUAAGUCUGGCUGGCUUUAUGGGAAAUCUGUUCAUACUCAUGGCUCUGAUGAAACACAAGCAGAAGACAACAAUAAACAUUCUUAUUGGUAACUUGGCCUUUUCUGACAUCUUAGUUGUGCUGUUUUGUUCGCCUUUCACACUGACAUCUGUCCUGCUUGACCAAUGGAUGUUUGGCACUCUGAUGUGCCACGUCAUGCCCUUCCUCCAGUGUGCAUCUGUUCUAGUCUCCACUUUAAUGUUAAUGUCUAUCGCUGUAGUCAGAUACCGUAUGAUAAAACAUCCCCUUUCUAGCAAUUUAACAGCAAAACAAGGCUAUGUCUUAAUAGCAACCAUUUGGGCCCUUGGCUGUGCCAUUUGCUCCCCUCUGCCAAUUUUCCACAAAGUCGUAGAUCUCAGCGAAACUCUGAAUUUGGAGGCACUGGUGGGCAGGUUUUUGUGCAUUGAGUCAUGGCCUUCUGAUUCCUACAGGAUUGCCUUUACAAUAUCCUUGUUAUUCAUGCAAUACAUAUUGCCUUUGGUGUGUUUAACUGCUAGCCAUACCAGUGUCUGCCGGAGCAUAGGUUCCAGGCUGUCGAACGCGGAAAACAAAUUUGAAGAAAAUGAGAUGAUAAACCUAACCUUUCAUCCAUCUAAGAGCACUGGCACUCAGGUGCAGCCCUCCAGCCGUUCCAGAUGGAGCUAUGCAUUUGUCAGAAAGCACCACAGAAGAUACAGCAAAAAGACUUCCAGUGUGAUGCCAGCUAUUUUAAGGCAUCAUCAGGAUGCUAAUUUCAGAGAACUCCCAGAAAGCUCUUGCACACAAAAAAGCCAGCUCUCUUCAUCCAGUAAGUGCAUCCCAGGGGUACCUAUCUGUUUUGAGAUGAAACCAAAAGAAAACACAGAGAUCCAGGACAUGAUUACAGUAUCCCGAUCCAUCAUCAGAAUUAAGGCAAGAUCUAGGAGAGUUUUCUGCAGACUGACAGUGUUGAUCCUAGUUUUUGCCUUCAGUUGGAUGCCUCUUCACCUUUUCCACAUUGUAACAGAUUUCAAUGCCAAUCUCAUUUCUAACAGACAUUUUAAAUUAGUAUAUUGUAUAUGUCAUUUACUAGGUAUGAUGUCCUGCUGCUUGAAUCCCAUCUUAUAUGGGUUUCUAAACAACAGCAUAAAAGCUGAUUUAUUGUCCCUUAUUCCAUGCAGCCAAAUACCAUGAUUUUAUGAGCCUCAGUAAAAAAACAAACAAACAAACAAAAAAGGUUAGGUUUUCAAGUAUGAAAACAUGUAUAGCUUUACAAACCAAAUACAUUAAGUUUAGUAAGUCUGACUUGGUUGUGAUUAGUAGCAUCUCAAGUGAAUGGUUAGUUCUAAGGUUGCAUGUAUGUCUUGCAUUGAGCAGAAAUAUGUAUUUAUAUUGUAAUCUUCUUCUAUCUGUUCUCCAUAAGAAAUCAUGCCCAGUGUACAAAACUGGAAUACCAUUUUCAUUGCCUCAAAUAUUGUUGAUCUGUACUUUGGAAAUAUAAAGAAUGUAUAAUGAGUAGCAAAUGUAAGACUAAUUCAGACAUAUCAGUAAUAACUGUUGUAAGAAUAUAAUAAAAUAUGUAUCUUUCACUAAGUAACUAUUGUUCAGACUAUUUCAGUGCCAAUUUUGACUGUUUUAUAAAAUAAAAUAAAAUGUUUGU
Molecule: messenger RNA, 1868 nt
Organism: Dromaius novaehollandiae (emu)
Lineage: Eukaryota; Metazoa; Chordata; Aves; Casuariiformes; Dromaiidae
Gene: NPY5R
Product: neuropeptide Y receptor Y5
Exons: 2
Coding region: 71-1402 (443 amino acids)
Biological process (GO): G protein-coupled receptor signaling pathway; chemical synaptic transmission
Cellular component (GO): neuron projection; plasma membrane
Molecular function (GO): pancreatic polypeptide receptor activity; peptide YY receptor activity; neuropeptide binding
Source: RefSeq, a predicted model, not a curated record